GUGAAGUAAAGUAAACAUUCCAGGGAAAAAUAUAAAUUUUAUAUAUGUGUUUUAUUUACCUGACCAGCCUGAUUGGCUAAAGAUGACUAACAAUGACUAUACCUGGAAGACUGUCAAAACACAGGAAGCCACUUUACAGUAAAUGCUCUUAACCAUGAAGACAGCUGUUCAGCAUCAGUGGAUCAACAGUUGGGACAUCAUGCGAACGCGGUGUUAUAGCGUUCCACUUCUUUUGGGAUUUCUCUUAUCAGCCCUGGAGCUCACAGAGUGUGCAGUGAUCAACAUUUUGGUUAAAGAGGGAACAACUAUCCACAUUAACUCCACUGUCAGCACAAAGUGCAAAGUUUGUAUCAGGCAGAAACAACCGGUAUGCCAGUCUUCUGUGGUCCUCAAAAGUGACACACUUUUGGAUUUUAACUGUUUACAGCCAGAGAAUGUAUUUAACAUACACAUCUUCAGAGAUAUUGGACAGACAGUCAGAAUAAACAUCGAGCCCAAAGAUGAUCCUGCCUUUCAAAGAUUCAACCGCACCUUCAUCUGGAAUCUAAAGGCCCUAUCCACAAAUAGCUUCAAUUUAAAUUUCAGUAUGGGUUUACAACAGAUUCGACACACAGACAACUGCCCAGACAAACACAUUUACACGCUCCGAGUGAUGAAUGGCAUUGUUGGAAGGUUUUGUCAAAAUGGGAGCAUUAGACAAAUUGAUAUUCAAAAUAUUGGAAAACUUUCUCUGGAAGUUUCUGGAGGUCAACGUCUGGACGGAAAAAGAAUAGAUGUAUCUUUAGGACUUAAAAUGAAUUCACUGGCUUAUUUUCAUGUAAAUUUGCAAAUGAAGAGGACAACACAGGACUUCUUUUCUUUACAGUAUCCUGGCAGUUUUCCUUCUAAUGCCGAGACAGUAUGGUCUUUUACUGUGCCCCCGGCUUACUACACCAGUGUGAAUCUUUUAAACUACACUGUUCCAACAUGCCUCCAACCUACAACCACCCCUACAAUGACAUAUACUUGGAAAGGUAAAGAGCCAGUGGUAAAAAGGCUAAAUGCUACACAGCCAUCAGCAGAGCCUGGCAACUUUAGCCUCUCGCUAAAGAACUGCCAAAUGAUCCCACUGUCACAGAAAGGCCUAAGGGUGAACUUUCAAAUCUCCACCUUCAAGAAAUCAAGGGUUGCAGGUCAGUGUGCAGGGGAUCUUGCAGAAAAUGAAAUGCUGCAGAUACGUGUAAAGAGAAAAAGUCCUAAGUCAGCGUGUGUGUUGAAAUCGAAUUCAUUCCCAACAGAUACAGUCACCAUAGCUUCAGGAGGCCAUUUUGACCUUUAUUUCAUUGACUGCAAUAAGGAUGAACUGGAGUUGACUGUCAACAACACCAUAGAAUGUAAAGAGUGGCAAAACUGUACCAACACUCUAUUUCCUCUGCACUUUUUUUACGAGCAAAACUGUAUUCAAGGAGUUGUGAAGACCAUUAACUGGCACCUUGAUGGACCAGAGAACAGUGCAGUGGAGCUCCGGUCCUCUACAGAUGGUUUGGGGUACUCUGUGCCUGAACAGAAAUGCAACAGCAACGUCCUUCUUGAUGUGUCCCAUGUUGACCGUGGCAUAACUGUUGGGCAGUUUUGUCCAAAGGGGCCCAUUCGGAGCAUCACAAUCCAUGAAUCCAUGAUUGCAGUUACUGUCUCCUUUGCAACCGCCAGCGAUCAUAGCCUGGUGACUAACCUCAUCAUGAACUAUUUAUUUCGACAAGGAAUAUCAGAGCACUAUAUAUUCACUGUUGCACCGAGAAAUGAUUAUCCAGCCUUGUUGGCCACCCCAGCCUGGCCAUCUGAAUUAAAACCAUCUUAUACUGUAUCUUGGAUUGUCACCUUGGAGUCAAAGUUUAAGAGCAAACUGGAGUUUAGAAAUGUCAGCCAGCCCAAGUGCAAAGAAGUGAAUGCAAGCAUUGUGGUGCAGAGCAUUGACUCUAAGAAGCUGCUGUACAGCACUAAAAACGAUGAGAACAUGAAGGACUUGCCGCUCUUGGAGAGUUUCUACCUCAACAUGACUAACUGCAAGUCACCGACAGGAGCGUUCAGGGCAAUGAUGCAAAUAACACUACAAAGCAACACAAACCAGCGCUUAGGCAUUAUCUUGGGUAUCAUGGGAAUUCUGUUGGCAGUAGUAAUAACAGCAAUGGUGCUCUUUAUUGUUUUUAGGCGGAAGAAAAAGCGGAAUAAAGCUCCUCCAUUGUCUGUCUCUAAUCCCAAUGAGCAUGCCGUCCUUCCAGGCCUCCAUGUUUUUCCCAGGACACUGGAGAAGGAGGAUCUUCAUCACUAUGAUUACAUAGACGACACUUUGGUUUAUAGCGAUCUACGUAAAGAUGACAUUGAGCAGUAAACAGUGUAAAAAUCCAUUAUGAAUGAUAGUCCACCUCAGACUGACCCACCCUUGCCUGAAACACCAAACUUUAAUUGGGCUGCAAGUUUCAUUCAAGGACAGUCAUCUAAUUCUGGCUCACUGAAGACCUAUAUUGAAAACCUUGAGAGAGGGCAUUUCAAAAUCAGACUGUGAAUGUGAAGAAAGCGAGUUCCUGAUGGAAUUAGCAAUGCUUUAGUGGUUUAAGUCCUACAAAUUAUGAUGGUUAAAAUUAGAUUUUUACAGUGAAAUGAAUUUGAUGAGAUUCUAACCAUAGCUAGUAAUUAUAUGUAUAUGAACAGGCAGCUUUUUUACAGCUAUAUAUAUAUAUAUUUUUUUUUUUUUUAAUAUUAGAAUGUUUUAAUUUUAUUGUAUGCCAAGACCAAAUAAUUAAUAAAAUUUAAAAACCAUAAGGUUUAGUAUAUUCCUAUCCCGGAUCCAGCCUUCCACAAAGACGUUAGAUGACCCAACACCGGUGGAAGGACUUUCGGCAAGGACUCCAUGCCAACUCUGAACUCUGAAUUGACUUGAAUUGGUUUUUAUUUGUUUUAUCUGUUUUAUGUAUAAUAUGACCCAUCCUACUGAUUGAUGCCAUUUUCAAGUUGUAACUCAUCAAGUUGAAGUUUUUUUUAUUAAACACGGAAUCUAAUAACGCA
Messenger RNA from Paramisgurnus dabryanus, 3042 nucleotides. Lineage: Eukaryota; Metazoa; Chordata; Actinopteri; Cypriniformes; Cobitidae. The record is from RefSeq and is a predicted model, not a curated record.